Molecule: messenger RNA, 1818 nt
Organism: Acanthamoeba castellanii str. Neff
Lineage: Eukaryota; Discosea; Longamoebia; Acanthamoebidae
Exons: 11
Coding region: 1-1818 (605 amino acids)
Molecular function (GO): S-adenosylmethionine-dependent methyltransferase activity
Source: RefSeq, a predicted model, not a curated record
AUGGAGCCCUCCACCACGACCGCACCUUCCGCUGCUGCCGUCCACUUGCCCGCCCGGUCGCUGGGGCCGUGGUGCCCUCUCCCCCCGCCCACGCCAACGGCCGUGGCGGCGGGCGGCAUCGCGCCGCAUCCGCACGCCCACGCCCUUCUCGCUGGCCUCUGCCCUUCUUGCACUCCCCCCACCUCCGGUUCGCUCCCGUCGGACGAGGCAGGUCUGGUGCUGGGCCGGCCAUCGGGGCUGGCUGCAGGCGAGCGGUGGGCCGUCCUUCUCUCGCCCUCCGCUCACGCCGAGGCCGCCGGCUGGGCGGAGGUGGCCCCCGUGCUGCGAGCCUCCGCCCGGCGCCUUCCUCCUGCCGCGCCGACGCCCUCCGCCUCCCGGCCCUACCGCGGCGAGGUGGAGCUGGUGCUGGAGCUCCUCGUCGCUGAUGGCCGCGAGGAGGGAGUGGUGCGGGAGGUGCGCCUGCCCGUCGUGCCGCGCGAGGUCACCGACGCCCCGACCGUGGCGGCCUCCGGCGAGGAGGAGGAGGAGGAGGAGGAGCUGCAGAAGGAGGCGGCAGCGGCGCCCAGCGGCCGCCACCGGCGGUGGUGGGGGUGCUGCCAGGCCGCCACCCACACCAUCGCCCUCCACGCACCUCCUGCCCACGCGGACGAGGACCAGGAGGAGGAGGCCGUGGGGCUGGUGCUGCUGCUGGCCUUUGCCGAUGACCGCGCCGCCUCCCACUUCAUGGACUACGUGUUCUACCUCCAGACGGUGGCGCCACCUGUGCCGGCGAACGAAGACGGACAGCCGGGAGGCGAAGAGGAGGAAGAAGAGGAGGAAGAAGCGGCGGAGCGGGAGGACUACGACGAAAAGUACACCUUCACCCAGACCGAGUACUGGGAAUGCUUCCACGAGGAGACGGGCCAGGAGUGCUUCGAGUGGUACUCGGCCGAGGAGCUGCAGCGCCACAGCAUCCUGCGCGUACUGGGCCGCUUCUUCGUGCCCGCCCUGGCCGCCGCCGCCGCCGCCGCCACGCCCGUCUACCGCGUGCUCGACGUCGGGGCCGGCACCUCCGAGUUGCCAUUCAACCUGUACGAGGCCCUAUCGGCCGAGUCGAAGCGCAUUGGGCGGCCCUUCCGCGUCGAGCUGUGGAGCGUCGACUUUGCUCGCACGGCUGUCGAGUUCCUGCGCGGGCAGAAAUGGAUCAGGCACGCCCAGCUGCGGGAGAAGUGCCCGCCGCCUGCCUCUGAGGACUGUGCACAGAUGCGGGCAGACGUGGAGGGAGGCUGGCCCUGCGUGGAAGUGUUUCAGCGGGUGAUGGACGCCACCAACCUUUCGUUCUUCCCCGACCACUACUUUGACAUGGUCACCGAGAAGGGUUGUCUGGACUGCUUUGUGAACGGAACUGGGCGGGCGCUGGUCCCCACGUACUUCCAGCAGAUCAAGCGGGUGCUGCGGCCCGAUGGCCACUUCCUCAUGAUCACCGUCUCCAACAUCGACCUCCCGCUCAUCCUCCAAACUGGAGGAGAGGUGGCGCAGAAGGCCGUCUUCCGCAAGAACCUGGUAGAACCGCACCUCGGCCCGGACGAGAUCAUCGCCGCCCGCCAGCUCCACUGCCGCGCUCCCGGCCGAUUUGUGGUGGAGGCGAUCAGGGCCAAGACCGAGCGCCACGCCGUGCUGUGCCGCCCCGCCACGCUGGACGACGAGGCCGACGCCGGAACGGAGGCGGAGAAGACGGUGGUGUGCGACGAGUGCGAGAGACGCUACCCGGCCGCCUCCACCCCCAAACGCUGCGGCACCUGCUCCACCCUCCUCCAGCGCUUCAUCGUCGGCGGCUGA